AUGUAUGCGUUUCAGAUUCCAGAGAGCUCGAAAUUUUUGACAGGAAAUCUUUAUGUUGCUGGGCACACCCACGUUCUAGUUGCACUAGCAAUCUGCGUCGUACACGUAGGCGUAGGUGAGAAUCAUCCCACGCCUGUCUCUCAUGGUCACAUAGGAGAGCCUUACUCUGGGCCUGUGUCUCAUGAGGUUCAUCCUGCUCCUGUUUCUCAGGGCCCCGUGGAGGAGGAUGAAGGUGAGAAGAAGACACACGAAGGGGGGAACACGGUUAAGCUGCGUGAGGAGGGACACGUAGGCCAAUUUCACCAUGAUUAUGUGGACGAGGACAACGAAGAAGAAGAUGAAAACGGAGAGAAGAAGAAAAAAAAGUCAAAGCUUCCUGAACGACAUGACAAGGAAGAGGAAGAACAUGGUCAUCGAAAGGCUGAAGAAGAGGCCGAAAAGAUCGAAGAGAAGCUUCCUGGACACCACAAAGAGGAAGAAAAAGGGCAUUGA
Molecule: messenger RNA, 492 nt
Organism: Cryptomeria japonica (Japanese cedar)
Lineage: Eukaryota; Viridiplantae; Streptophyta; Pinopsida; Cupressales; Cupressaceae
Product: dehydrin COR47-like
Exons: 3
Coding region: 1-492 (163 amino acids)
Source: RefSeq, a predicted model, not a curated record